Messenger RNA from Glossina fuscipes, 7284 nucleotides. RefSeq names its product tiggrin. The record is from RefSeq and is a predicted model, not a curated record. Lineage: Eukaryota; Metazoa; Arthropoda; Insecta; Diptera; Glossinidae. The coding region runs from base 267 to 7148 and encodes 2293 amino acids. The transcript has 4 exons.
AGAAAAAGGAUUUUAAAUGAAAUAAGUUUGCAUUAUAUCCGGUGUGUGCGAAACAUAGUUUAAAGCAAUUGUGAAAAAGAUUAAUAGUCAUAGUAUAACGUUAUUGUGACUGAGCAAACGUCGGGUUUUUAAUUAACUAAAUGUAUAUUUUAUACGUUUUACUCUUAGAGCUAACACAGAGUGGUACAUUUUUGGAUUAAUUAAUCCUUGUAUUGUAUUUCACGGUCAGUGCGAGUCCAUUUUCUAUCAAGUUAUCACGAUUGAAGAUGAACUAUUUCUCUACGAUAUUUGUAUGCGACGAAACAAAUAUCUCUCCGAUCAUGCAGUAUCUUGUUUCAGUGAUAACACUAUUGCAAUGGGUGCACUGUGGUUGGGGCUACGGCCACUAUAAUCGCCAUCCUAUGUCGUAUGGGUCGAGCGGUGCUUAUGGUGGCUCUCCCUACGCUUCAUCUACUAACUAUGCCACCUCUUCGUCUUCCUCCUCUUCUUCUUUAUCGCCUCAUGUUUCGUUACAUGGCACGGAUAAUAGUCCAUGUUGUACGUUGGAUUCCUGGGCUUAUAACAAUUUUAAUGACAUCCGUCAGUUUGCCAAUCGUCUGAGGCAGGAAUACAAUAGCAUGGCUUCCGGCAGUAUCACUGGUUAUAGCAUCACUUACAAACCCUGGACUGAAAGUAUUAUUGCAUUGAGUGGUAAAACACCUGGAGAACUGGACGCCCUGUGCCGCAUGGUUAGCGAACAAUUGAUAGCAGACAUGCGUAAAGGGAGUCUUAGUUAUUCAACUGUAUCUCAACCGAAUUACUUUGAAUGGAAAGCCGCCAAAACUUUACAACCUUUGGUUGCUUUUGAAGACGAUUUUGGUCAACAGCAGCAGUCUUUAGACUUGGAGCAAUACCAGCUGGAAGGCUCACAUAAUUUUGAAGGAGUCAAGACCUACAGCCAUCCAACAGAAGUCAAGGUCGUUGACGGCAAAACGUAUGUUGUUCACAAGAAUAUAAGCGAGGCUCACAGAAGUUCGGGAUCUGGUACUUACGAAAAUCCCUAUGUUCGUGUAAUAAAGAGAAACCGUACUGUUGUUACCACUAAUGCUAUGCCAGCUUAUACACCCGCAGUAGUUUACGCUCCUAGCACGGCUUUCAAUUCAGGAUCUAUGGUUACUGUGCCAGGUAAUGUUUAUCUUCCGCCAUCUCCUCCCGCUGUCACUGUAAGUCGUAAGAAGACAAUACGUGAUUGGGUUCAUGAAAAUAUGGAACCGGGCGUGGUCGGUUAUCGUCCCGUGGUAAAUGUCAAUGCUGAUUGGUCUACUAAUGCUAAUGCGUAUAAACCGCCCCUACAUAUACCAGUGGAAACCAGUUCAUCGGCAGAAGGAGAAAAUUUUGGAAUUGGCUACGCACCUAAUUUUUCACCUGGAUCCACUGUAACCGUUAGACGUUACAAUAAGACAACAAUUACUAAUCCUGAUGGUUCUAAUGUAGUGCGCGGCUCUGAAAGCCAUAAAAAAUGGGUAGAUGGUCAAUUGGUAUACGACACUGAACGUCCGUUCGGAGAAUGGACUGUUCCCAAAGAUGAAGAGUGGAAACGCGAAGAACGCGAGAGAUUCUUUUGGUUUUUAACGUCCGCGGCUGCUACAUCUCAAAGUUUGGAAUUAUGGCAGCGUCAGCAGGAGGAACGUUUAAUGGCCUUAGCAGAGCGUUAUCAUACUACUCUGGAAAACAUUCAAGAUUGGCAUCGAAAAGAACUGGAACGAUACCGCGUGUUAUUAGGUCAAUAUCAAGUCCAAACUAUCGAUGAUACCGCCUGGAAGCGAAGUGAGAGAGGACGCCUAGAUUGGUUGAUUCACCAGAACAGUGUUACUCGCGAAGAAUUGGAACGUUGGCAACAGGAAAACCAGGAUAAGUUAACCCAAUUGGCGCGACAAUACCGAAUCUCUGUAGAAGAUUUCAAAAACUGGCAAAUUGAGGAGCUGGAUCGCCUCUAUGUUUACUUUAAUGAUCAAAACAAUUCUAUGAUGCUUGGACCCAAUUCCGACUCCUUCGUGCACAACAGUGAACAAGAAAGAUUAGAAGAAUUGAUACGACAACAUAAUGCUACUAUUGAGCAAUUACACAAUUCAAUCAAAAUGGAUCAGCAGAAAUUACGCGAACUGUCUACCAAAUAUCGUGGUAAUGUGGAAGAUAUGGAGAAAUGGCUGAAAGGGGAAUUGUCUCGAUUGGGUGGCAUAAUUAACGAACAACAUAAUGAAAUGACUCGCAUUAACGAAUGGCAAGCAUCAGAACGUGAACGUCUGGAAAAUAUCGUUAAACAGCAUCGUGGUUCUAUUGGAGAUAUUGAUGCUCAAAUGGAUCGUGAUCGCAGUUAUUUGCACACUUUGGCCAACAAAUAUCACGUUAGCAUAGAAGAGUUGGAAAAUUGGCAACGCGCGGAACUGGAACGAUUACAACAACAAGGUCAAGCGCAAAUCGAAAUUGGUAUCAAUGAAUGGCAGCAAAGAGAACACGAAAAUCUUAAAAAAUUGAUAGCGAAGAAUGAUUUAACUAUAGAAGAAUUUCAAGUUUUAAUAAUCAAUGACCGUAAAAAGCUGGAGAACUUAGCCCAAACUUACCAAGUGCAGGUGACUGAAAUAGAAGAGUGGCUUAAAAAGGAAUUAAGCAGCCUUAAAAAUGAAGGUCUCUUACAAGAGGUAAAGAAAGAAUUGGCCGACUGGCAACAAAAAGAACGGGCUCGAUUACAGAAUAUCGUACGCCAGAAUGAGCUUACGGUUCAAGAUUUAGAAUUAAAAAUUAAGACUGAUCAGUCCCAUCUAAAUAAACUGGCUAGCAAGUAUCAGAUCGAGGUGGCAGAAAUUGAAGAUUGGCUCAAAACCGAAUUGAAGCGUUUACAAAGUGAGGGAUUGGUUAAGGUUGAGGAGUUGCAGGAAUGGCAAAAGAAUGAAAGAGAAUUGAUUUUAGGUCUUGUCCAAAACAACAAACUUACUAUUGACGAAUUCGAGCAUAAACUUUUGGCUGAUCGUCAGCGCUUGCAAGAUCUUGCUAAAAUGUACAACGUUGAAACACACGAAAUUGACACCUGGAUUAGAAGAGAAGGCGAACGUUUGCAGAAUUUAGGUUUAUUGCAAAUUCAAGAACAACUAAACAAUUGGCAGAAGAUAGAACGUGAUCGUUUAAUGGCUUUAGUACAACAGAAUAAACUUUCAAUUAAAGAACUGGAAGAGAGGAUUAAGAACGACCAAGUGCAUUUGUACAGUAUGGCUCACCAACAUCAAGUGCGUGUCGAGGAAAUCGAAGAAUGGAUAAAACAGGAGAUUAAACGAUUGCAAGCAGAAGGCCUCAUUGAAAUGGAGAAAUUGAAGGACUGGCAAACCGAGUGGCGUGGAAAUUUGACAAAUAUGGUUAGGGAACGCGAUUUUACAGUGGAAGAAUUUCACAAAUGGCUUCUGGAAGACCGAGCACGUUUACAAGCUUUAGCAAUGCAACAUAAUGUUCAACUCGAGGAAAUUGAGCAAUGGGUGAAAAAUGAAGAGCAACGAUUCAUUAGCAUGGGUCUAUUAAAACCUAAUGAGAAACUUACGAACUGGCAGGAGGUUGAGAGGAGGUAUUUAGAACGUAUUACACAGGAACAAUAUCACUCAACCGAACAGCUUGAGCAGCGCUUAAGACAAGAUCGGGAAUUAUUAGAAAAAUUAGCCAGAGAUUAUCAGAUUCAAGUGGAAGAAAUUGAAAAGUGGAUGAAAAAAGAAUUGACACGCUUACGGGAUGAAGGACAACUGCAAAUAAAUAAUCUAACUGCUUGGCAAAUAGCCGAACGGGAACGUUUAGACAAUUUGCUCAAAAAAAACAAACAAUGGUCGGCGGAAGAGCUCGAAGCCGUCUUGAGACAAGAUAGAGAUCAUAUGCAAAGUACCGCCUUCCAAUAUCAUACCUCAGUAGAGGAGGUUGAAAAGUGGAUAGAAAGUGAAAUUCAACGCUUGCAACACCAAGGAAAGCUGAAUAUCGAGAAGUUGACUGCUUGGCAAAAGGAGCAGCAACAGCGCAUAUUGAGUUUGCUGCAGCAACAGUCUACCAUUACCUUAGAAGACUUUGAACGUAAAGUGCAGCAAGAUCGUGCCUUCCUUAUGAAUUUAGCGCGACAAUAUCAUGUUAGUGUUAACGAGAUUGAAGACUAUGUAAAGAAAGUGAUUAAUGACUUGCGUGACAAGGGCAAAUUUGAAAUUGAAAACUUAAAAGCUUGGCAAUUGGUAGAGCGAGAUUACAUCAAACAAUUGAUCAAUCAGUAUAAAAAUUCUUUAACUACUGAGGAGUAUGAGAAGAAACUUCUAAAUGAUCGCAUUCACCUUAAUCAGUUGGCUGAUCAUUAUCACAUCAAUGUUAAAGAAGUUGAGGAAUGGAUGAUCAGAGAAUUGCAUAAAUUACGAAAAGAUUCCGGGGAUCAAUUGCAAAAAUUGGUCGCUUGGCAAGUCAGCGAACUGGAAAAACUGAAGCACUUGAUUCAAGAAAAUAAUCGGUUAAAUUAUGUGCAAUUUGAACUCGAGCUGAAGAAGGAACAUGAACAUCUGCAACAAGUAGCUAACCAAUAUUCUGUGAGUAUACAAGAAGUGGAACAAUGGUUAAGACAACAACUUUUGAAUUUGAAGACAACAGGACAAAUACAAGUGGAAAGUUUGACCAAGUGGCAAGAAAAUGAACAGAAACGUUUGAUCGCUUUAUGUUUGCGGCAACAGGAAGCCAUUACGAACGAAGAAUUUGAAAGAGAAUUGCAACGUGAUAAAAACCGUUUGGAACAAUUGGCUCGAGAAUACAAUGUAAGCGUUGAGCAAAUUGAACAAUGGAUGAAGAAUGAAUUACAACGUUUAAAGAACUCUGGUCUGGUACAAGUAGAAAAUUUAACUCACUGGCAGUUAAUGGAACGCAAACGUUUAGAAGAUUGGUUAAGGAAACAAAAUAAGGCGGUCAAUAGCGAUGAGUUAGACGCCUUUAUUCGACGUGACAAGGAACGCUUGCAACGCAUAGCCCAGGAUUACCACGUAACUGUGGAAGAAAUUCAAUCCUGGGUAGAGCAAGAGGGUGCACGUUUGCAACUCUUGGGGCUGGUUAAAGGACCAAGAAACUAUAUCUGGGUCACUACGCGCCAACCAUCCACCAGUAUAGAGACAAGCUGGAAUAAUCGGUGGACUACAACUGACACUUAUACAAAUACUCAAAAACCACAAAGUAGCGAAGAAAUGUGGAAAGAGCAAACCAGGGCGCAUCUGCAAGCUAUAGUUCGUAUCAAACCUUUAACAUGGUCAGAAUUCGAGCGUUAUUUGGUUGAGGAGAAACCACGUUGGGAACAAUUUGCUCGCCAGUAUCACGUAACUGUUGAUGAUAUUGAGACUUGGUUACGUGAAUCAGCUCAAGAUUUAUCGAAGCAGGGCUUUAUACAAGGUGAUGUGACAGUGGAAGAAUGGCAUAGGGUGGAGCAAAAAUACAUCCAAGACCUUAUUGAUGAAAAAUUACGUAAACAACAACAAUGGUCUAUUGAGGAACUAGAGCGUCAGCUAAGGAACGAUCGUGAUCACUUGCAAGGAUUAGCUAAUCGAUAUCACGUAGCCAUUGAAGUAAUAGAGAAUUGGUACAGAGAGGAGUUGCAGAGCUUACUAAAUCAAAGAAGAAUUAUUAGUGAAAAUCUAACGGAUUGGCAAACUGCUCAAAAAGAUCGUUUGUAUUGGCUGAUUAGCAGACAGCCUGGCCUAAGUCUGCAGCAAUGGGAGCACCGUGUUCUAAACGAUAAGGCGGCCUUAAACCGGUUUUGUGAUGAAUAUCAUGUAUCCAUAGAAGAGUUGGAAGUUUGGAUACACAAUGAAUUGAGACGUCUACAGAAUUUAGGCUUACUUAAAGUCAUUAAUCGUGCAAGUGGACUUAGAGCUUGGCAAGAACAAGAACGUCAACGGUUGAGAGAUAUUGCGGCUGAAUUGACUAUAACUGAGGAAGAAUUUGUUGAAUUUAUUGCAAAUGACGUAUCAUUCCAGCAACAGUUAUCGCAUUUGUAUGGUUGCCGGCGCGAAGAAUUAGCCCCCUUCCAAAGGAUCGUGAUUAAUCGUAUGAAUCACGAAGGUUUACUGGAUAAGACAGCUUUAUUGCAAGUGGAAUCGUGGCAAAAAAAUGAGCGACAUCGCCUCUACAGUUUCAUCAAGGAUAAGAGUUAUACUUUAGAUGAUUUACGAAACUGGCAAAAUCAAGAAAGUUUCAUUAAUGGAUUGGCUUCUAAAUACGGUGUUACUGCUCAAGCAUUGAAAAACUGGCAAAUGGCGGAGUUUCAGCGUUUGCAAAACUUAGCCCUUUACUAUCAAAUGAAUCUGAAUCAGUUGCAAGACUUUCGAGACAAAGAGAUAAGUUACAUAACAUUUGUAAUGCAUAAAAAAUUGAGCCCUCAACAAGAGCGAGUCGCUUGGGGAAUUAAUGAAGCUACAAGGAUGAGUGUGCUGCAAAAAAAAUCAGGACUCGUCGGAGAAGAUCUAGCAAAGUGGAGGCGAAAAUACUAUCUAUUAUGCCAAGGACGUUUGCCUUUUAGCUUCGGCGUUGACGGAGGCUACGAAAUUGGUGGUGGUUUAACGAACCGUACCGGAGGGCUACCUACAAUUAUAUCGAAAGAUAGAGGAGAUCAGCCUCCAAAUAUUUAUGAAGAGACAAUAGAUAUUGAAGAGCCUGGAGUGGAGGGUCACGAUAUAUUGCACCCUCUCCCUACGGCCGAAAUGAGAGAACAUCUUUCAUUAAGACCUGGCUAUGAAAAUCCAAACACUUCCAUGGAUGGCGGUAGCUAUCCGAUCCAUUACUCUAAGAAAGAAGACCAUUACAGGACACCAGCGAGAGGUCGUAGUUUCGGUUACCAGAAUCUUCACAACCCUCACAAUUCGAAUUAUAACGAUAAGCAGGCUCACAUUUUAGAUGGGGACGAUGAACAACAGCAACAACAAUUGGAAGAGGAUGGUGAUUAUGGUCAACAACAUCAAGAAGAAGAUGAAGUUGAAAAUUUCCAUAGAACUAUAGCACACCCUGUACGAUACUCGCCUAGCCAGAAACAAAUGCAAGCACCAGUUAACGAGGGUUUAGUUGUACAAGCUGAAUUAAACUCUUCCGGUUUUCUAGGCAAUUUGAAGAAAAAGAUUUUCGGUUAAGGACUUCGAAGCCAUUUUUGAUACUGCUUUAAUUAUAUAAUAUUUUUUGUACGAUUUAAUUUUAGUCUUAAAAUACACUAAACGAGAAUUAUAAAAUAAUGUCGAUUGUAUAAUUAAACGAUGAUAAUGCGAUUAA